Macroventuria anomochaeta is the source of this 2189-nucleotide messenger RNA. RefSeq names its product glycoside hydrolase family 31 protein. The record is from RefSeq and is a predicted model, not a curated record. Gene Ontology annotation, biological process: carbohydrate metabolic process. The coding region runs from base 163 to 2148 and encodes 661 amino acids. NCBI's taxonomy places the organism in Eukaryota, Fungi, Ascomycota, Dothideomycetes, Pleosporales, Didymellaceae. The transcript is spliced from 3 exons. Gene Ontology annotation, molecular function: hydrolase activity, hydrolyzing O-glycosyl compounds; carbohydrate binding.
CUGGCAUCGCGCACAUUGUUACCCAAGCCUGGAGGCCCACAGUGUUUGGCAAUGGAUUCUGGUCGCAGCCUUGGGGUUGCGCCCGUGUGGUCUGCAUAUAUAACGCUUCACGCUUCUCGCUGAUAAUCAUCUUCGACGGAAAAUUUGCUAGUCUUCAGAGGCAUGUUUUCGGAUAAGAACGGACGCCUCGUCUUCGCAUACGAUGCAGAGCAGCUCUGGAUUGAGGCGUGGGGCCGCAAUGCUAUUCGUGUUCGUGCCACCAAAGCGAGCAGCAUGCCCGCCGAAAACUGGGCGCUGCUUAAUCCAGCGCAUAACAAAGCGGCUAUUAACAUCAAGGACGAAUUAGCUACCUUGAUCAACGGUCAGAUCAAAGCUACAGUCACCAAGCGCGGCAAGCUGACAGUCCGCGAUGGUAACGGAAAGUUGUUACUCGAGGAGUUCACUCGACACCGGCGUGACCUCACGGAUCCCAAGUGUAGUGCUCUCGAGAUUGAGGCGCGUGAAUUCAAGCCAAUCAUCGGUGGGGACUAUCAUCUCACCGCUCGAUUUGAGAGCCUCGAUCCCAAGGAGAAGAUCUAUGGCAUGGGUCAAUACCAGCAGCCGUACCUUGACAUCAAGGGAACCCAAGUCGAACUUGCGCAUCGGAACUCUCAAGCUAGCGUACCGUUCGCUGUAUCCUCGCGAGGCUAUGGCUUUCUCUGGAACAACCCAUCCAUCGGUAGCGCAGUCUUUGGCAAGAACAUCAUGAGCUUCGAGGCUCUGUCGACGAAGGCUCUGGACUACUGGGUGGUGACAGGCGAGGCCCCCAUGCAGAUUGUUGAGGCGUACGCUGAGGCAACAGGCAAGGUGCCCAUGAUGCCAGAGUACGGUCUCGGUUUCUGGCAAUGCAAGCUGCGCUACCAGACACAAGAGGAGCUUCUCAAGGUUGCAAGAGAGUACAAACGACUGAAAUUGCCAAUUGACUUGAUCGUCAUUGACUUCUUCCACUGGCCGAAGCAGGGUGAUUGGAGAUUCGAUGAGACCUACUGGCCGGAUCCAGAUGCCAUGGUCAAGGAGCUGCAGGACAUGGGUAUCGAACUCAUGGUCUCGAUUUGGCCCACAGUAGAUCGCAAAUCUGUUAAUUACAAGGAGAUGCUCGAGAAGGGCUACCUGAUCCGGACUGAACGUGGCGAGCGGAUCGCCAUGACAUUCCAAGGCGUUACCGUCCAUUUCGACCCAACCAAUCCCGCAUCACGCCAGUAUGUGUGGGGCAAAGCGAAGAAGAAUUAUUACUCCAAGGGGAUCAAAGUCUUUUGGCUCGACGAGGCAGAGCCUGAGUACUCGGUCUACGACUUCGAGAACUAUCGAUAUCAUCUAGGGUCGAACGUCGCUAUCGGUAACAUCUAUCCGCGAGAGUACUCACGCACCUUCUACGAUGGCAUGACAGAAGAGGGCCAGACCAGCGUUGUCAACCUCGUUCGUUGUGCAUGGGCUGGCAGCCAAAAAUACGGUGCUCUUGUGUGGAGCGGCGACAUAGCAUCUUCGUGGACUAGUCUCCGCGAUCAGUUGGCAGCAGGUCUGUCUAUGGGAAUGGCUGGUAUUCCUUGGUGGACUACGGACAUUGGCGGCUUCCAUGGAGGAGAUCCCAACGAUCCUAAGUUCCGCGAACUGUUCGUGCGGUGGUUCCAAUGGGGCGCUUUCUGCCCCGUGAUGAGACUCCACGGAGAUCGUGAGCCAAGGCAGGCUAAGGUUGGAACAACAGGAGGAGCAUCGUGUUGCAGCGGCGCAGACAAUGAAGUGUGGUCAUAUGGACCGGAAGUGUUCGAGAUCUGCAAGAAGUACAUGGAGCUACGUGAGGAGCUUCGUCCAUACACUCGGAAACUCAUGAUGGAGGCCCACGAGAAAGGCUCUCCAGUUAUAAGGACGCUAUUCUACGAGUUUCCAGAAGACGCUACUUGUUGGGAGGUUGAGGUGCAGUAUAUGUACGGUGAUAAGUACCUGUGCUGCCCUAUAUAUGAAGAAGGUCAGACUCAGACAAGAGUCUACCUGCCCAAGCUGGCUAGUGGAGGGAAGUGGAAAAGACUGUGGAGCGAGGAUACAUUUCAAGGUGGCGCUUCCGUCACCGUUGACUCCCCUCUUCAGGAUAUGCCUGUGUUUGUUAGGCCUUGAGUACGUUGCUCAUCUCUAUAACUGAGAAUUUCAAACCUUGC